AUGUCUGGGAAGCGACCUGUUACAAUUUUCACAGAUCAGUGUGCAGCUAUGGCCAAAGCAAUUAGCAUUGUUUUCCCAAGCACAAAGCACUUCCUCUGCAUUUGGCACAUUUAUCAAAAUGCCGCUAAGCAUCUUAGCCAUGUAAUUUCAAGCCAUCCUCGGUUUCUUGCUGAUUUUAAGAAAGUUGUAUACCUAGAAAAUUCAGUGGCAUACUUUGAGCAGAAGUGGCAAGAGUUGUUGAUUGAGUAUGACCUUGUGGAGAACUCAUGGAUACAAACGCUAUUUGGUUUGCGUGAGAAGUGGGCUGCUGUGUACCGCAAUGAUUCAUUUCAUGCCGACAUGACUUCAACUCAAAGGAGUGAAGGAAUGAACAAUGUGUUCAAGAAACAAUUUCGCAAGAAGCUCUGCCUUUCAGAGCUCUUAGUACAGUAUGAGAAGUGUGCUACUAGUCUUCGUGAAAAUGAACUAGAUGCAGAUUUUAAGUCACGGAAGAGUAAGCCUGUUACUUAUAUAAGGAAUUUACCUAUGUUGAAGACUGCAGCUGAGUCAUAUACAAGGAGGCUUUAUUCUGAUUUUGAGGAGCAGUUCAAGCAUCAAUUUUCAGUCACGUACGAGUUGAUUUCCACGGUCGGAACUAUCAAAACUUAUGAGGUGAUGCCCGUGGCAUUUGAGGAUGAGGCACUAGUCAUCUUUAAUCAUGAGAAUCUGUCUGUAUCAUGUUCUUGUAGAAGAUACGAAUCCAAAGAAGAACUUCUUGAAGAAUUGGAGAAAGCUAUAGAUAUGCUAGAUCAAGAAGCAGAUGAUUCACUAAGCCAAAGAAGGCCCGCCAAACCUCAAAGUGUUCAUAUGAAUUCAAGUGAGUCAGCUCAAGACAUAACAAAUGCAAACAUAUCGUUUAAAGUUCCCCAAGCGAUAAAGGGUCCAUUGGUAAAAAGAGCAAAAGAUCCACUUGAAAAGACUGGAACAAAGAAGCAAAAGACUGGAACAAAGAAGCCAAAGGCUGGAACAAAAAAAGGGUUCUUUGGAGGCAAGAUCAUGGACUAA
This is a messenger RNA of Brachypodium distachyon (stiff brome), 1044 nucleotides long. RefSeq names its product protein FAR1-RELATED SEQUENCE 5-like. Gene Ontology annotation, biological process: regulation of DNA-templated transcription. NCBI's taxonomy places the organism in Eukaryota, Viridiplantae, Streptophyta, Magnoliopsida, Poales, Poaceae. The record is from RefSeq and is a predicted model, not a curated record. The transcript has 3 exons. Bases 1 to 1044 code for a protein of 347 amino acids.